AUGCUCCAUCUGAUAAAACCAAGGCAACACACUUCUAACCACAAACCACGCGCACAACAAAUACUCCAAGCUCUCAGCACUCAAUCAAACAACACAACAAUGGGUCUUCCUCAACAAACAAACACUCCCGUCGAGAAGCCCUCGACCUCCGAGACGGCAGAGACCACCACCGACUCCAUCCCUGCCGCCGACGUCAGCACACAAAACAGCUCUCUGGGCGCUAUGAAUAGCUCAGAAUUGGCUGGAGGUGCCAUGGGCGGUACCCAGGGUGAUGCCGAAAGAGCGGCCGAGAAGCUCUACGAGGAGAGAAUGGAAGAGGAGUACGCUAAGCGUGAGGGAGGUGCUUAA
Messenger RNA from Aureobasidium uvarum, 348 nucleotides. The record is from the annotation of a GenBank genome assembly. Lineage: Eukaryota; Fungi; Ascomycota; Dothideomycetes; Dothideales; Saccotheciaceae.